AUGGCAGAGACAGAGGCUGUAUAUAAGACAGAACAAGAUAUUGGUGCGCAACAUGGGCAGCCUGAAGAUGCCCAAACAAUGCAAGAACUCCCUGACUCCACCGCGGAUGAACCUCCAAAGAAGCGGCGAAGGGUAGUCAAACCAAAUCCUGACAAGAAGUUCGAGUGCAAACACGAGGGAUGCGGUAAAAGCUAUUCCCGUGCGGAGCAUCUUUACAGACAUCAGCUCAAUCCCCAGCAUCCCAUGGGUCAAAGCGGGAUCUUUCCCAUGGCGGCCCCAAGUAUGAAGAGUCCUCUCCUGGAAGCACCGAAACCCUCUACUGCGCAUGCCAAUUAUUCCAAUGACCUGCAAUUCAAGCAACCUGCCCAAGUGUCUGGACACACCAUCUCACCGUCUACAGUGUCGGCCAACCCACGAUACUCAAACCAGCCGCCACAGGAAGUGAUGAGUCAACAAGAGUCUUCCUUACAUCGAACGAGUAGCACAGGUAGCAUUACCUUGAGCCCUUCGAAACAAGAUCUCGCAUCUUGGCAAUCCUCAGCUCGAAGACAAAGCUUUGCGGGAGACAUGGGCAACAACCCAGGGCCUUUCAUCCAGACACAGCACAGAGAUCGUAAUUCCAUCGGUGGCAUACCUGACUCUCCUGCCCAACAAUACUCAAGCACCAACGUGACACCCAACGGCGCUGUUGCUAGAUCGUAUUCUGACUCGAAUAUAAACAGGACCAGUUCGAACGGCUACGUGCAAUCAAUGGACAUGGUCACUGCGGCAUAUACCAACGCUUCCUACCAGGCGUCUCUCCCGUCUAGAGCUUCCGACGCUGCCUUUGCCGCUGCAAUUUCCCAUGGCCUCACCACCAGUGACCCGUAUCCUUAUCCGCUAUUGAACAACAGCAUGUCCACCAUUGACAUGGCUGCUGGUUAUGGGUUCCCUGUUUUUGGUGGUGACGAAUACACCCAAAACCCUUUUGCAGUUGCAGACGAUUUUACUCAGUGGCUUUUCAACGAUGCAAACUCGGGCUCGAAUGGUUUCUCACCACCCAACUACGUUCCAGGUUUCAGUGGUCAUGAGCCUCAAUUGGUUACGCCUUUCUUUUCGCAAAGCCCAACUACCACAGCAAAUCACACUUUCACGACACCAGCCAUGCAGCAUCCUAUGAACAUCACCAAUAUUCUCGGUGCGACUGCGAGUAGUCAUUAUAUAAUGUCCGAAUCGAAACGGCAGGAGCUUAUCGAUCUCAUGAUGACUCAAUUUAUCGAGCGUCCACAUGAUGCUGUGAAAAAGAGAAAGGACUCGGUGUUUGAGGGAGACCUUGACUCCGAUGGACACAUUUUGAGUCUGAGGAUGAUGCAUACCUACAUAGGCUCAUACUGGUACCAUCAACAUGCUCAGCUACCUAUCUUGCACAAGCCUACCUUCUCGGCCGAUCGUACGCCAAAUCUAUUGUUACUCAUUGUCGUCGCCAUUGGGGCUGCAACACUGGACAAGGCCCAUGGAACAUCUCUUACAGAUCUUGCCGCUGAAUUUGCCAAUUUUGUAGCCUGGCAUAUACGAUGGGAAAUUGUCCGCGACGCUGAUUUCAGACCUCCAGCUAAGCUAUGGGUGUUUCAAACAUUACUCCUGAUUGAGGUUUAUGAGAAAAUGUACGCUACGAGAGCUCUACAUGAGCGGGCACAUAUACAUCACGAUUCAACCUUGACCCUCAUGCGAAGAGGAAGCUCUCUUCUAGGUCGAUCCGCUUCAGAUUCACCACCCAGUUUGCGAGGCGAGCAGGACAAUGGUAAGGCUCCGGUUCCCUUUUCAUCAACAGAGCCAUCCAAAUCAGAAGAGUCGUGGCACCGAUGGAUUACCACCGAGGCGACGCGUCGCGCGGCCUUUGGAGCCUUUGUCCUCGACUCAAUACAUGCGACAAUGUUUGGACAUGCGGCAAAAAUGGUUGCACAUGAAAUGCGCCUACCCUUACCGUGCGACGAGGGGCUGUGGUCCGCCGUCUCCCCUUCUGAGGCUGGCCGAGUACAAUCGUCCUUACAGACCAACGGGGUUAAGCCGACGUUGUUCCUCGAUGGACUAAAGAGGACUUUAAAUGGUCAGCGGGUGCGUACAAACUCUUUUGGUCGUACCAUCAUUAUGGCCGGUCUGCUCUCUGUAUCGUGGCACAUGACACAGCGAGAUCUGCAAAUCUCAUCACUCGGCCCACGCACAGCAACCUCUUUUGGAGGCCCCGACAAGUGGAAGGGUGUGCUACUUAGAGCAUUCGAUAAUUGGAAACGUGAUUUCGACGAGGCUCUUGCUGAAGCGACUCCAACUCCAUCUUCGCCGUUACGAGCGCCAAUUCCCCAAGUCCAAUCCUUCAUGCGGCCUGUCGAUGAUGAGAACAUCUUCGAAUCACGAACAGUAUUGCAUCAUCUCGCUCAUAUUGCAGCCCAUGUCGAUGUUGUUGACUGUCAAGUUUUCGCCGGAGCAAACCGGCUUCUUGGUCGGUCAAUUACCCCCAAGGACUAUAGUGUGAUUCGUGAAAAAAUUGAGCGAUGGGCGACCAAAGCUUCAGCACGCGAUGCGGCGUUUUAUGCUCUCAAGUUUAUUGCUCAAGUAUUGGUACCACCCGAUGGGGGCAUUGGCGUUGAUGGUAUCAACAGCCAUAUAUACGGCCAUGCCAGCCCGAUUCUACCACAAGCAUUUGAGCAUAACCAGUAUAUUGCUCGAGACGAUUUUCUGUUGAAUCGUCCUUGGGUCUUGUACAUUUCGGCUCUAGUUGUGUGGUGCUACGGUUUUGCUCUUGAAGGGCCUAUCCAACCGGCUCCGCAGGACUCUGAUUUCGAGACUUACUAUCAGAAAGAGCGAGAUAUGCGAGAUUACCUUGAACGAGUGGGUGGUGUGCGAGCUCCUGACGACCUCGAAAAUGUCAAAGGCAAGAAUCGAUGUCUCGGGCUGCUGAUGAUCCUGAAAGAGUCAUUCGAGAGCACCCGGUGGGAACUUACACAUGAGGCGGCCGGUCUCUUAGGCAAUGCAUGCCUAAAGCUCCGAGGUCUCGAAGGUGGUAAAAUUGUCGGUCCAGGAAGCAAUGGCCCUUCUGACGAUUUCCCAAAAAGACCUCUACAUGGCCACACAAAUGGCCAUUCUCGUCUCGGAGUUCAUCGAGACAACAGUCGAAGAUAG
Messenger RNA from Exophiala aquamarina CBS 119918, 3156 nucleotides. RefSeq lists its product as uncharacterized. The coding region runs from base 1 to 3156 and encodes 1051 amino acids. The record is from RefSeq and is a predicted model, not a curated record. NCBI's taxonomy places the organism in Eukaryota, Fungi, Ascomycota, Eurotiomycetes, Chaetothyriales, Herpotrichiellaceae. Gene Ontology annotation, biological process: DNA-templated transcription; regulation of transcription by RNA polymerase II. The transcript has 2 exons. Gene Ontology annotation, molecular function: RNA polymerase II cis-regulatory region sequence-specific DNA binding; DNA-binding transcription factor activity, RNA polymerase II-specific; zinc ion binding. Gene Ontology annotation, cellular component: chromatin.